UCGGCGACCAAAACGACGCUACUUGAAAAAAUGUUUUUGCCACCUUUUCUCUUUUUCUCCAUUACUUGAUAUCAUAAUUAUUAGUAAAAAUAUAUUAAUCUUGGCAGGGCUCAUUCGGUACAUAAUUAAGUUUCAGGAUGCGUUGUCUGGAUUUCUCUUGUGCACAUAGAAAGCUUCUCAGUCGAUUAAGAGUGGGCGCGGACGAACAUUGCUGUUCAAAUUUACAUUUGGAAUUAUCUGAAUUUUAAAACAAUAUCAAACACACAGUUAAAAUAGGGAACAAUAUUUGAGGAGGUAAUGGGUGAUUAGAAGAAGAAAAAAACACGCAAAUAAAAAGCACAAAAAUGUUAAGAUUACGUGUGAUGGACGGAAGGCUGAGGUUGUUUGACACCGGUAAUUCAAAGGCACCUUCCACGGAGAAGACGGAAAGCCGAGGCCCGUUGGCCGCGGCCUUGUUUGUGCGCGCGGUGUUUAUACUCCACAACCUCUUGUCUGUCUGGCGCGUGGUGGUCACGAAGAAGGACGACCGCUACUGGGCGCUCGUGGCCGCGAACAUCUUCACGCUCGUGGAGGCGUUUCUUGUCGUCAAGUGGAGGCGAGGCAUUGAAUGGAAGUGGUGGUGCCCGUGUUUCUUGGCCUACCUGGUGUCCACGUUCCCCGCCAUCUGGCUCCUGCAGCUCACCCAGUACCAAAACGCGGUAAUCGGCCCAAGCAACAAUGGAACUAACGUUACUGCGGGUUACCAGGCGCUUGCCGACCCACAGAACGCGACCACAGACGUAUACAUGAACUAUUCUUACAAUGAGAACGUGACGUCCACCACGGCCAUUAUAGCAACUGAACUUGUUUCCAACACUACCAGCAGCAUACUUGAUCGACUAGAGGGACUGCUGCAACUAGGGGAGCAGACAUGGAUUGUGGUCAUCCAGGAGUCCCUCGUCUAUCUCAUUAUCUUCGGACGUUGGAUGCUGCCUCGUGCACACACCUCGCGUGCGGACCUCUCCGACCUCCUGCUCGAGUACCUGGCCAUCGCCUCCGAUACCAUGGAACUGUACGCCCUGUAUGACGAGGAUGCGGUGCAGGCGGACCUCGGUAUCACCUACGCAAUCCUGGCAUUGUGGUCCAUCAGCUUCCUCCAGUUUGUGCCCAUCCUCAAGAACAAGAGCAAGUUCAAACAUCUCCAGAGUAAACGAACAAAGCGGAUACAGGAGGCGUGUGGCGACUAUUUCGCGGAAGUGUUCGUCACGUGUAUGAGCGUUAUGCUCCAAGACGGCCCCUUUCUUUGCCUGCGACUUUACAUCAUGCUGUAUUUGAACCUAGUAACAUACAGUUUGGUGUUUUUCAUAAUAAAAAAUAUCGUGACUAUUAUUUUACUAUUGUAUCGCCUAAGCAUUUUGUGCUUAAAACUACCGUGCUGCUAUGGGUCUGACGGCGACGUCGAGGCAGUUGAAGCCGUCGACUUUUCCAGGGCUAUUCACAUGCAACAUGACACUGGAAUAAGAAUCGCCACUCCAAAUGGAUUAGCACAUCGAACGUUUGGAUCGUUACCGGAACGGAGUUACAUGAACGGUACAGGAAUUUUUCCUUAGUGACCUAAUGAAGAACGAAUUGAUUUGCUCAAAUCGACUGAAGCGUGACGAUAUCAUAAAUGGAAUUUAAAAAUGUUAAAAGUGAGGAUUGUACAGUGUAUGCAUAUAGAAAUUACAGUGGCGGGUCUAGGAAUUCAUAACUGCGGGAGGGGAUGGGGGAGGGGGUUAACACAUUUAAAACCGUUCAUGCAUUCUAGGCUUCAUUCAAGAGCACUUUUAUACAUCUUACAGUGGACACACUUGCUGGCCAACAGUGCCCCACGCUAGUCCCGCCACUGACUGAUACACGGACUUUAAAGUAUUUUGUAUAACCAGAUACAUACAUAAAUCUGCUCAUAUUACCAGAUGUAUUAGUUGUACUGUGUACGGAUGUGAAUUUAAUGAAUUUUGCACUCACUAACAAAAUUGUUAAAAAUUUAUUAACAUUAAAUUAUAAACACGAUAACAUAUACCACUUUAUACGUACUUGUAUGAAUCAUUGGUUUGAAUAACCGCAGAUGACCUGCAACCUUGAUCAUGAACCUCAAUAUUUAUUUAAUUGGAAUGAUGUGCCAACAAGAGGCUAUCUUUGCUCAGUGAUUUUUGAGAGUGACAUACAUUCACUGAUACAUACAUGGCAGAACACAACAUCUCAGUAAUCAAUCUACCUUUAUCGCAUAAACUAUUUAAAAAUAAUGGGGUUUAAAACAUUACACAACUUUAAUUUGCGAUUUAUGUAUAACAUAGUGAUAAAGACAAUGAAAACAAUAUACUAAGGAAAGUUUAAUCUCUCAACAUUCUUAAAAGAUAACUACAGGAAUAUAAUGGGUUUGUGAUCAACAGUGUCCCAGUGAGAAGGCAGUAUUUCUCACGUUUGUAGAAAAUCAAGUGUCGGCCAUUAUUCAUUUAAAUUAGGUGAAGCGAUAGAUUUAAACAGUGGCUGGCCCAUCUAGUAGUUUAAACAAUAUUAUGUAGAUCACUAAAAUGUUUAAAUAUUGUUAGUAUGUACUUUUUUGUACAUUAAAACAACCGUAAACCAUUACAGGGAAAACAAAAUUAGCUGACAUUUGAUAUUCCGUUCAUCUUCAGUGCAAGAAAAAAACAGGAAACAAUUCUUUGCAAUGUUUGGAGGAUUUGUAUAAGUAAAACUCAAUUGGAUAAUGAAUUGCACUUGUCGUGACAAUUUAACGUUCACAAAACAGACAAAUAUUCCUUAAACCUGUCAAAAUAAAAAUAAUAUGUUAGUUAAUUCAAGUGAAUUGAAUUCAGUAACAAAGCCCCCUGUGACUAUAGUUAAAUGGCAUGAAGAAAACAUCAUCCUUUCAAAUCAAGAUCCUGAAUACGAUCCUCAAGAUGCCUAAACCGGAUCACUUAUUAAACAAGAGGGCAAAGAUAGCUCUAUAUCGCUCACCUAAGUAAAAACUUUAUUACAUCCUCGGCAUCCCAGCGUAUCAUAACCUAGAUGAUAUUAUAUAGGUUAUGAUACGAUGGGGUGCCGAGGAUGCUUUAAUGGGGCUCUAGACAUUUCUAUAAUUAAAGGGGAAAAACGCUCGGACAACUACAGUGCUUUGGCUAAUUAUCAAACUCGUCUGAGAUAUUAUGCCCACACACAUUCUUACAUUUAAUGAUUAUAGGUCACUUUCUACAAUAAAAGGGCCAUAACUCUCGAAUGAAUUAAGCAUAAUGGCUGUUUUUUAAACUUGGCUGAUAUAUAAUGCCCUUACUCAUUCUCACUAAAUUUGAUGCGGAUUGGACAAAGGCUUUUAAAGCUAUUGAUCGGACUUAACCAAGUUUAGGUAAUUUCUAUAACUAAAUGGUGAUAACUUUUGAGUGACUAGAGCAAUAUGGCUGGUUAUUGAACUUGUUCAACAUAUUAUGCCUAUAUACAUUCUGACUUAAGUUGGUAAUGAUUGGACAGAGACCUCUAAAAUUAAAGAUCGGACAAGACACAGUUUAGGUAAUUAAUAAAAGAAAAGCAUUCAUGUGACAGCUGGCAUAUAUGUGCCAAGUAAGCCUCUGUUUGCCAAUUAACUUGCUCGUCACUAGUAAAGCAAAGAAUGAUUGCAUCGAAAAGAAGUCAAUUUGAACCGCAUAAUUGGCGGUUCUGAACGGUUAGUUUCAACCCGUUAAAACAUAUUUUGUUUGUCGUUCUUGCAAGCGUAAUUUAAACCUUCGAAGAAGUGAAACCAAUUCAAACUACAUGAUUGGAUGUUUUGCUUGGCAAUAAGCCCGCCCUAUUUGGUUCUUAGUGAUACUUUAUAAAAAAGCCAAAUCGCUGACGGGUGUUGAUGGUUUUUCUUUGGUAUGUGUAGCCGAUUGACAGGCCAUAGAUUUAUUCAAAAUUCACUUCGUAAUUUUUCGCAGUACGAGUAUAUACAAGCUUGGUAAGAGUUCCAUAGAUAAGCAUUACAAGUGCUCGGCCGUUUUUAACAGUCGAUCUACUCUAAACUGUCCAGAAAUUGUACAGAUUGUACACCGCCGAACUUCUCCUGAUUGAGGAAGGUCGCUACAUACUCGAUACUUGGAAUAGUUUACCGUGCAAUAUUAAUUAAAUACACAGGUAAAACAUUUAAAAGACAGAAGACUUAAGUAUUUGAACUGUAAAUGCGGUCUCAUGUCCAUCAUGCAUACUCGACCCCCGUGCUCAUACUAUCUAUCAUAAAUACUUGUACAGAGGAAAAAGGCACUUAUUAAAUCCUCUGUGUAUUACAGCUGCACUUCCGCAAUUAAAUGAGUUUGAGCGCUAUUAAGUCAUUCGGGUCAGGUUUACUCUGUCACGAAGCCCAUUGUUUCCAUAUAUCCAUGUAGCUUUUUAUAUAGAUCAAGAUCUCGGUUUUAACCAGUUCUUUUUGAAGAAAUAGCAGGUGCACAAUGGCCCAUGCUGACUAACAUUCCUAUGCAAUUUUCUGAGAGCAGGUCAAACACUUUUGGAGUAAUAUGCAAGCAAU
Molecule: messenger RNA, 4516 nt
Organism: Mya arenaria
Lineage: Eukaryota; Metazoa; Mollusca; Bivalvia; Myida; Myidae
Product: transmembrane protein 26-like
Exons: 3
Coding region: 345-1589 (414 amino acids)
Source: RefSeq, a predicted model, not a curated record